Molecule: messenger RNA, 1991 nt
Organism: Drosophila arizonae
Lineage: Eukaryota; Metazoa; Arthropoda; Insecta; Diptera; Drosophilidae
Gene: alpha-Est10
Product: alpha-Esterase-10
Source: RefSeq, a predicted model, not a curated record
CUGGGGCAGAGCGGUUCGUGUUCGUAGUGAAGGUGUUUUGCGUGCGUGAUAUCUGAUCCAUUAGUCUUUAAUAUUUACUUUCGCUGCCCGUCCCACUUACAGAGCCGCGCCUGAAAUAAAGCAUAGGGCCGUGAAACUCAGGUGUUUGUUUUACUCAGUUCAGUUGUGGACUAGUUCGUUGCAAUGGCUGUGCGAUUUAUGGAUAUGCUAAAACUCACCUUUAAGGUGCUCAGCUUUAAGUACGAACAGCGUCGCCUGACCACAGCCAUCUACUCGGUGGUGAAGACGCAGCUGGGCUCAGUGCGCGGGGUGAAGCGGAACACGAUAUGGGGCGGCAGCUAUUACAGCUUCGAGAAAAUACCGUUUGCCAAGCCGCCGCUGGGCGAGCUGCGCUUCAAGGCGCCGGAGCCGGUGGAGCCGUGGGAGCGUGAGCUGGACUGCACCUCACCGGGCGAUAAGCCGCUGCAGACACAUCCGUUCUUUCGCAAGUUCGCUGGCUCUGAGGAUUGCCUGUACCUGAAUGUGUACGUCAAGGAUCUGCAGCCCAACAAGCUGCGUCCCGUGAUGGUCUGGAUAUAUGGGGGCGGCUAUCAGGUGGGCGAGGCGUCGCGGGACAUGUACAGCCCGGACUUCUUCAUGUCCAAGGACGUGGUGCUGGUGAGCAUAACUUAUCGGGUGGGUGCGCUGGGCUUCCUCAGCCUCGAAGAUCCGGCGCUCGAUGUGCCCGGCAAUGCCGGCCUCAAGGAUCAGCUGAUGGGCCUGCGCUGGGUGCACGACAACAUCGAAGCCUUCGGCGGCGAUCCCAACAAUGUGACGCUGUUCGGCGAGAGCGCGGGCGGCGCUUCCACACAUCUGCUUUCGCUCAGCCCCCUGACGGAGGGUCUUGUGCACAAGGCCAUCAUCAUGUCGGGGAGCGCGCUGUGUCCUUGGACGCAGCCUCCGAACAACCAGUGGACAUAUCGGCUGGCACAGAAGCUGGGCUAUACGGGCGAGCAGAAGGAUCGGGAAAUUUUCCAGUUCUUGCGCGCCGCCAAGGGCGGGGACAUUGUCAAGGCAACGGCCCAGGUGCUCAACAAGGAGGAGAAGCACCACCGCGUUCUGUUCGCCUUCGGACCAGUCGUGGAGCCCUACAAGACGAAGCACACGCUGAUCGCGCAGCCGCCCUACGAGCUGAUGCAGAAGACCUGGAGCCGGCGCAUUCCCAUGAUGUUUGGCGGCACCAGCUUCGAGGGGCUGCUCUUCUAUCCAGAGGUCAUGCGUCGUCCCGCCACCUUGGAUGAGGUCGGCGACUGCCAGAAUGUGCUGCCCAUUGAUCUGGGCGAGAAUCUGGACCCGAAGCUGCGCGAGAGCUAUGCGUUGCAGCUGAAGCGCGCCUACUUUGGCGAUGAGCCGUGCAACCAGGCCAACAUGAUGAAGUUCCUCGAACUGGAGUCCCAUCGCGAGUUCUGGCACCCCAUCUACCGGGCCGUGCUCUCCCGACUGCGUACGGGCAGCGCUCCCACCUACCUGUACCGCUUCGACCACGACUCCAAGCAUUGCAAUGGCAUACGCAUUGUGCUCUGCGGCAAUGAGAUGCGUGGCGUUUGCCAUGGCGACGAUCUCUGCUACAUCUUCCACAGCAUGCUGUCCAAUCAGGCAGCGGCGGGCUCACCCGAGCACAAAAUCAUCAGCGGCAUGAUAGACAUCUGGACGAGCUUUGCGGCAAAUGGGGAUCCCAACUGCGAGAGCAUCAAGCAGCUCAAAUUUGCGCCCCUGCAGGAUGAGACGAAGGUCGAGUGCCUGAACAUUGGGCAGGACUUCGAAGUCAAAAUGCUGCCCGAGCUGCCGAAAUUGCACCUCUGGGAUGGCUUCUAUGCUAGGAACAUCCUUUGAGCUCUCGUCUAGUUGUGGGUCGUAAUUGGUUUUAUAGCUUUAGCUAACAUGAAUUUAAGGUCUUGCUUUUAACGCAUGUAAAUAUCUUGUGUAUAUAUACGUAUAUGUAAUACAUCCUA